AUGGUGCUGCUGCUCUCUGCACUGCUGUGCCUCUGCCUGGUCCAGCUCGCCCAGGGUGCCACCUUCCGGCAAUUUGUGUCCAGGCAUGUUAACGAGCCCAAGACCGCCGCUCCUAACAACAACGCUUACUGCAAUCGCUUGAUGCAGCAACGGGGCAUGACCCGGCCCCGCUGCAAGAUUACCAACACCUUCAUCCAUGCCCCUAUCAACCAGAUCAGAGCCAUCUGCACCAAUGGUGGGAGACGUUUCAGCAGGCACCUCUUUGACAGCCACAUGUCAUUCUCCCUCACUGGUGAACCAGAGACGCGGCAGGUCUUGUAG
Molecule: messenger RNA, 321 nt
Organism: Alligator sinensis (Chinese alligator)
Lineage: Eukaryota; Metazoa; Chordata; Crocodylia; Alligatoridae
Product: ribonuclease-like
Exons: 1
Coding region: 1-321 (106 amino acids)
Molecular function (GO): nucleic acid binding
Source: RefSeq, a predicted model, not a curated record